Messenger RNA from Diaporthe batatas, 693 nucleotides. RefSeq lists its product as uncharacterized. The record is from RefSeq and is a predicted model, not a curated record. The transcript is spliced from 2 exons. NCBI's taxonomy places the organism in Eukaryota, Fungi, Ascomycota, Sordariomycetes, Diaporthales, Diaporthaceae. Bases 1 to 693 code for a protein of 230 amino acids.
AUGGCCAACAUCCUGCUACAGGAGAGUCCACGGGUACUUCUUGGCAUGCGGUCUGUUUGUGUGGACCUGCGACUUUCUCAGACGCCUAAGAGCACCAGUUGGCCAGGGCCACAAGAUACAGAUAUCUGCUCGUUCAUCCACUCAUACACUGCCAAAAUGCCUUGGACUGGACUACAGCCUGUUUACAAAAGUCAUGCCAGUCGGUCUCUCUCGAGAUACAGUCCUCUCACGCACGGAGAGGACCGGUCUCCCGGAAUAGAUCUCAACGAACCUAAUCCUGGGGCUGAUCGCCUCCAAUCUAUGCCCAUCUCACUUGUUCGGAUGACUGAACUCAAGCAACGACCCCGGACUUCCUCGGCGUCAGAUGUAGCCCACCUCAAACACAGAUCGAUCGUCUGGUUUCAGGAGAGCUCUCUCGCGGCACCCUGCAUUGUGAAACGGCCUUUCCAUCCACUUAAGGACGGUUCAUCGCGACCGAAGCGGACCGACAGUCCGUCUUCACCUCGAUCACUGCCCAGGCCGUUUCAAAAAGGAUUCACGAGCAACUUGAACUCGCUCGCAGAAUUUGUGGAAAUCCUGAAGCCGCCUUGCUCCAGCACCGGCCACUGUUUAUUGAAGAGUGACUGGUUUCGGUUCUAUUCCAUAUACGUUCGAAGCCAUACACGGCGCCUUCAUGCAGUUGUAAACGCUUGA